GAACCACACCACCCGUCCCGGACCCUCACUGGUAGUGGUGUUUUCGACCAGCUUUUAUCCUCGCCCUUGCAUUCCAAAAUUCAUGGACGCCGAGCCCACUGUUCCUAGAUGGAGACCCAGCCCGAGUCCGGCGAGGUCGGCUCCGCCGGAGCAGAGCAGUCCUAGUCCGAUCCCGUUUAGCCAGAGCGCGCGGCAGGAAUCGAUGUAUGCUUCUGAUUCCGAUGACGAAGUGGUGGCGUUCGGGAGCGGCAGGAAGAUGGGGGGCGCUGAGAUGGUGAGUUUGAUGAUUGAAGGAGGCGAAGGAGCUGGCGGCGGAAGGAAGGUGGAGGGUGGUGCUAUGGUGAGGAAAGUCGGCGGUGGCUCUGGGGUGUUCCUGACCUGGAAGGACUUAUGGGUCACCGCCACCGACGGGAAAGGUGGGACGAGGGCCAUAUUGCAGAGGCUAACUGGGUUCGCCGAGCCCGGCGAAGUCCUCGCCAUCAUGGGCCCUUCCGGCUCCGGCAAGUCCACCCUUCUCGACGCAUUAGCAGGCAGGUUGGGCUCCAAUACGAGGCAAACCGGAGAGAUUCUCGUGAAUGGGAGAAAGCAAGCUCUCGGAUAUGGAACUUCGGCCUACGUGACUCAAGAUGAUACGCUCAUGAGCACGCUCACAGUCAAAGAGGCGGUCUACUACUCCGCUCAGCUCCAGCUGCCCAGCACCAUGUCUAAGGCAGAGAAGAAGGAGAGAGCAGAGACCACCAUCAGGGAGAUGGGCCUGCAGGACGCCAUUAACACGAGGAUUGGAGGUUGGGGAGUCAAGGGACUCAGUGGGGGGCAGAAGAGAAGGGUCAGCAUCUGCAUCGAGAUCUUGACCAGGCCCAAGCUCCUCUUCCUGGACGAGCCCACAAGUGGGCUUGACAGUGCUGCAGCUUACCACGUGAUGAACAGGAUCGUCGGCCUAGCCAAGCAUGACGGAAGGACUGUCAUAGCUUCCAUCCAUCAGCCGAGCAGUGAAGUCUUUGAGCUCUUCAACAAUCUCUGCCUACUCUCAGCAGGCAAAACCGUCUACUUUGGCCAAGCUUCAGGCGCUAGUGAGUUCUUCGCAGUAAAUGGUUUCCCUUGUCCAACCUUGAGGAAUCCUUCUGAUCACUAUCUCAGAACCAUCAACUCUGAUUUUGAUAAGGAUAUUGAGCAGGGGAUGGACGCAAAAGCAACUACAGUAGCAGAGGCAAUCAAUACUCUCGUCUCCUCCUACAGUUCAUCACACAUAGCACAGCAAGUGUCGAGAAGAGUGGAAGAGAUCAACAAUAUGGACGGCGCAGCGUUACAGAAGAAAGGAAGCCAAGCAAGUUUCUUCACGCAGUCUCUGGUUCUUACACAGAGGUCCUUCGUGAACAUGUACAGAGACCUUGGUUAUUACUGGCUACGCCUGGCCAUAUAUGUUGCGCUAUGCUUGUGUGUGGGCACCAUCUUCUAUAACGUUGGCCACUCAUUUGGAUCCAUUCAGGCCAGAGGAUCAAUGUUAAUGUUUGUAGCUGCAUUCUUGACAUUCAUGGCCAUUGGCGGAUUCCCUUCCUUUGUUGAGGACAUGAAGAUUUUCGGACGCGAGAGGCUGAACGGCCACUAUGGUGUUACGGCAUUCGUGAUCGGGAACACGUUCUCCUCCAUUCCUUACCUCCUCUUGAUCUCUGUUGUGCCGGGAGCCAUAGCCUACUACUUGGUCCAUCUCCAGAGCAGCGCCGAACACUUCUUCUACUUUGCACUGGUGCUGUUCGUGUGCAUGAUGCUGGUGGAGAGCCUGAUGAUGAUUGUGGCCAGCAUCGUGCCCGACUUUCUGAUGGGCAUCAUCACUGGUGCAGGGAUUCAAGGGGUGAUGAUGCUCAAUGGAGGGUUCUUCAGGCUGCCGAAUGACCUUCCCAAGCCGUUCUGGAGGUACCCAAUGUACUACAUCUCCUUCCACAAGUAUGCCAACCAGGGAUUCUACAAGAACGAGUUUGAAGGGCUCACCUUCCCCAACAACCUAGUAGGGGGACCUCGCACCAUUACCGGUGAGCAGAUUCUCAGGGAUACAUGGCAAGUUGAGAUGGGGUACUCCAAGUGGGUGGACCUUGCCGUUCUCUUUGGAAUGGUCGUCCUCUACAGGGUCAUGUUCCUGUCCAUAAUAAAGCUUACAGAGAAGAUGAAGCCAGUGAUCAGAGGAUUCUUCUCUCGCCCCUCUGUACAAUCAACUGAAGACAUGAAAACAGUGCAUCCGAACUCAACUCCUUGAGUUGCAGAGCUUAAUUGUUUCUGGUCGCCUUAAUAAUUAUAAAAUUUGUCUUUUGUCCAUAAAUGGAACCGGUAAACCUUUCCGGUGACGUAGCGUGUGUACAAAGUAAUAGGAUCAAGCAAUGGUCAGUUGCUUGCAUUUUGUGUAUAUCUUUUUCGCAUCCUUCUAAUAAUGAAAUGAAAACCCUCUGCUCCAGGACCGGCCAUUUGCUGAUAAAUCUCUUGGAGCAUAAUUUGA
This is a messenger RNA of Nymphaea colorata (pocket water lily), 2485 nucleotides long. RefSeq names its product ABC transporter G family member 1-like. The coding region runs from base 83 to 2248 and encodes 721 amino acids. The record is from RefSeq and is a predicted model, not a curated record. NCBI's taxonomy places the organism in Eukaryota, Viridiplantae, Streptophyta, Magnoliopsida, Nymphaeales, Nymphaeaceae. Gene Ontology annotation, molecular function: ABC-type transporter activity; ATP hydrolysis activity; ATP binding. The transcript is spliced from 8 exons. Gene Ontology annotation, cellular component: membrane.